Messenger RNA from Mastomys coucha (southern multimammate mouse), 381 nucleotides. It is a transcript of the gene Khdc1l, whose product is annotated as KH domain containing 1 like. Lineage: Eukaryota; Metazoa; Chordata; Mammalia; Rodentia; Muridae. The record is from RefSeq and is a predicted model, not a curated record. Gene Ontology annotation, cellular component: cytoplasm. Gene Ontology annotation, molecular function: RNA binding.
AUGAAUGACCCACAACCAGGGAAGGGAUGGUGGGAUGAGCCGGACUACUGCAACCCACUGGAGUUUGAUAUGGAAGAAGGCCAGGAAGACUACGUAUUUGGCCCUGAUGACGAAUACCUUCACACCCUGGAGGUCCACACCAACACCCUCACUCAGCUGGAGAGAUGGUUUACAUCCUCAGGCCAAACCCGAGUCACUGUGGUGGGACCAUUUAAGGCAAGGCUGUGGGUGAUGAACAUGAUCAGAAAAGUGGGGAGUAAGAACACUACCGAUCAGAUUAAAGGCAAGAUGAUGCUAAUGCAGAUCCGGAGUCAUCCUCUGACAGAGCAAGACCUGCAGAUUCAUCCAGAAUCGAGGAGCAUUUGUUGGUUUCCUGAUUGA